AUGCUGGUGCAACCGUCUGGUAAUAGAAGAUCCAGAGUUAGUCGUGGAGGAAACGGAGAAGGAAAUACAUCCAAAAAGACCCAAGGUCCCCGUCGUAAAAACCCCACGAAUUCAAAUACUUCAGAAUUAGUUACAGAUGAGUCAUUAGAUGAUUCUGAAGUGUGUAUUAUCUGUGCCAAUAAGUUGAUAUACGCUGCUCUCCUGCCAUGUAUUCAUACAGUAUGUCAUGUUUGUGCAUUCCGCCAGAGAGCACUCUAUGAGAAGAAAGCAUGUCUUGUUUGCCGUACCGAAUGUGACCGUAUGAUCAUCACAGAGCAAAUUGAUAAGACAUUUAACGAUUUCUCUGAUGCGAGUUCCUUUGAAUGUCAUGACCCAAAAUAUAACAUUGAUUUCACAUCUUCAUAUGCAUACAAGGAUACCUUGGGAUUGCUUGAUUUUAGCUGUAAAGUGUGCAACGAAACUUUCCCACUGUUUAAGACAUUAUCUGAACAUGUGAAGAACGAGCAUCACAAAUACUUUUGCUUGAUUUGCUCCCACAAUAGAAAGGCAUUUGUAAGCGAAUUGAAAUUGUACAAUUUCAAGCAAUUACAAAAACAUCAAGGUGAGGGAGAUGAGCAAGGGUUCUUUGGUCACCCAGAAUGUAAGCACUGUAGAGGUAAGAGAUUUUACUCAGAGGAUGAAUUAAAUAUUCAUAUCAGAGAUCAUCACGAAAGAUGCCACAUCUGUGAUCAGAAUAACCCUAAAACUGCAGACUAUUACAAAAAUUAUGAUUCCUUGUUUCAACAUUUUAGAGUUGACCAUUAUGUUUGCAACUUUCCAAUUUGCCUUGAAAAGAAAUUUGUUGUGUUCAGAGAAGAGUUGGAUUUAACGGCUCAUAUGUUGAAAGAGCACGGUGGAAUUGCCAGCGGAUCUAAAGUAAUAAUAGGAGCUACUGGUAGACAAUAUCAGUCACAAUUGUCUACUUUUUCCGGAAUAGGCGAAACCUCAUUAAGUGCUAAUAGAAGCAACAAUAGCAAAGGAUUCGAUGACGCCGAUUCAUUCGAUACCAAGAAGAAAAGAUUGGAAGAACGAGCGAAGCAUUAUCUUAACUAUAACAAUACCAGCAUAAAGGCAUUUCAGAAGUUGAACGCAAAUUUUCGUUCCAAGAACAUUUCCGCUAAGGAAUUGUUGAAGAACUAUGAAGAGUUAUUCACUAAACAAACCCCGGAGGAAAUCAACUUAUUGAUUUACGAAAUGGCAGAGCUUUUCCCAGAACACUCCCAGGAAAGGAAAUCUUUAUCCAGCAUAUCAGAAGAAUUGGUAGUCAAUAAUAGCAAAGAAAGAUUUCCAAUGUUGAAUGGCUCAGGACUGUCUUCAACUGCUAGUAUCCAUUCUUGGACUGGUAAUGGGAUCAGAAAGCUGCUGCCUAAUAACAAUGAGCUCUUUCCAGCAUUAGCAAAACCAAAGAAGGCACUGGGAAGUCCAUCACUCAACCAGCCUAUAAGGUAUUCCAAGGUUGUUAGAAAAAUUGGUCUGCCUUCUCCCUCCAGUUCUAGUAGUAGCACUCCCGUAAAUUUUAAACCUACUUACCUUAAUAAGAAUACCUCUCCUCUGGUCGAUUCUUUGCCAGUAUUAGGUGGUGGUAGCAAGGGAAAUUCCAGUACAAGCCUAAGUAAUGACAACGGCAUACUACAACCUAAACCCACAACUUCAUCCUCCAGUUCAACCAUUCUUUCUAAUUCCAAAUUUCCAUCGUUAGAAAAGAAACUGAACAAGAAACCAAUUCCUAGAGUUAAUCCAGUUAUCACUCCUACGUCAUGGGGUCCUUCUUCUAACACCAUUAGAGAACUGAAGCCGGCAAAAGAACUAGAUUUUGGGAUUCAAAUAAUAGCCAAGAAAAAGAAGAACGGAAAUAGAUGA
Messenger RNA from Dujonia railenensis, 1899 nucleotides. Lineage: Eukaryota; Fungi; Ascomycota; Pichiomycetes; Serinales; Debaryomycetaceae. The record is from the annotation of a GenBank genome assembly.